AUGAAAGCUUCCCCGACAGUAAUUCCACGUUACAGUCUGCGUCUCGUGGCUUUGUUUGUGAUGUGCUGUGCCAUUUUGGCUCACCUCUCUGCCACGAAUGAAAUUCGGUCCGAGCAAAGUCAAAGAGAACAAAUUGUCGACCGAGUGUUUGAUGACAGCUCUAAAAUUGGCGAUGGUGAAAAACGUACCUUGUUGCAUCGUCAGCGAAAAUCAGCUAAAAAUAAUGUGAUGGUCAGUCUUUCGGAGGUCCAAAAAAUGCUAAGAGCCAUAGAAGAAAGGUAAGUCUUCGUGCGAUCGUUUGCCGGUUUUUUUUUUUUUUUCAAUAUAUCAGAUCGGUGAUACUUUUUGACUGAAACACUAGUUUUUACGCAACUGAGAUUCUUUGCGAAAUUACUGCGCAGCCUUAUCAACUGUAACUGCUGAUAUUCGGAAAAAUUCUCACCUUCGCAAAGUUUUCGAGAAAAUAUACUGAGGCCAUUGUAAAUUCACAAAAGGCUUGAGUUGCCCUAGGAUGACACCGAACAGAUGUAAAUUCAUUAGCACCACUUAGAAUGAAAUGUCAAGAGAUGUAAAAGUAAUCUGUAUAUAUAUAUGUAGUCUAAAAAGCGUUUUCAAUGUAUUUUUGGGAUAAACCCGUAGUUGGGUGCCCCUGAAUUAUCACGCCGGCCGCCAACAGCUAUUAAUUCUCGCAUAUAUAUUAUAGUUCAAGUUAGCGGAACAAAGUUGUAUAUUUGCAUGAGAGGGUCUAAAUCUCAUGGCGUGUGAUCUACGGAGACAUCAAACCUUGGCAAAAGGACCAACUUUCAAAAACAGUCUAAACUAAAUAAAACGAAAGAGCCAUAAAGAAAAAUAUCACCACCGAAUGGAUCUAUAAGUGCUGAUGAAGAGGACGUAUACCAGGCAAAAGACAAAGAAUCGAAAAAUUUAAUAGUCCAAACAAAAAAACCCAGACCUUUUCGAAAAGGAAGCUGAUUUCAAUAAUCUCUCCCUAUCUUAGUCCAUUGAAUACAGUGAAAUUUUCUAGCAGGGUUAUUAGCUAACAUUUAACAACUGAAAUGGCAUUAACUUCAAAGGACCGCAAGCGAAUUUUUCGCAGGACGUAGUAUCUAAAGGAAAUCUGAUAAGCAAAAAUAUACCAAGAGAACAUAAAAUCUGCAAAGCUGAUCGUGCUAAGUUGAUAUAAACUUUGGAAGACGUUAACACGACACCGAUAAAAACGUAAACAGGGCAGGCUUGUAGCUAAUAACCACCACGAACACUUCCAGCUACUCUUUCACCAGUCGCGCAUCAAUAGCUAGUAGUCAACCAGUCAAAAAAUCCGCGAUCACCUUUUCAGUUUCCGGGGGUGAUUAGUUUAUUCCUCCCUCCCUCCCUCCAUCCAUCCAUUUCAUUCUUCCUUCUUUCCUUCAUUCUUGUAUUCAUCCAUCCAUCCAUCCAUUGUAUCCAUUCAUUCAUUCAUUCCUUCAUUCAUUCAUUCAUUCAUUCAUUCAUUCAUUCAUUCAUUCAUUCAUUCAUUCAUUCAUUCAUUCCUUCAUUCCUUCAUUCCUUCAUUCCCAUUCAUUCCUUCAUUCCUUCAUUCAUUCAUUCCUUCAUUCCUUCAUUCCUUCAUUCAUUCAUUCAUUCAUUCCUUCAUUCCUUCAUUCCUUCAUUCCUUCAUUCCUUCAUUCCUUCAUUCAUUCAUUCAUUCCUUCAUUCCUUCAUUCCUUCAUUCCUUCAUUCCUUCAUUCCUUCAUUCCUUCAUUCCUUCAUUCCUUCAUUCCUUCAUUCCUUCAUUCCUUCAUUCCUUCAUUCCUUCAUUCCUUCAUUCCUUCAUUCCUUCAUUCCUUCAUUCAUUCCUUCCUUCAUUCCUUCAUUCAUUCAUUCAUUCAUUCAUUCAUUCAUUCAUUCAUUCAUUCAUUCAUUCAUUCAUUCCUUCAUUCAUUCAUUCAUUCAUUCAUUCAUUCAAUCAUUCAUUCAUUCAUUCAUUCAUUCAUUCAUUCAUUCAUUCAUUCAUUCAUUCAUUCAUUCAUUCAUUCAUUUUCAUUCAUUCAUUCAUUUCAUUCCUUCAUUCAUUCAUUCAUUCAUUCAUUCAUUCAUUCAUUCAUUCAUUCAUUCAUUCAUUCAUUCAUUCAUUCAUUCAUUCAUUCAUUCAUUCAUUCAUUCAUUCAUUCAUUCAUUCAUUCAUUCAUUCAUUCAUUCAUUCAUUCAUUCAUUCAUUCAUUCAUUCAUUCAUUCAUUCAUUCAUUCAUUCAUUCAUUCAUUCAUUCAUUCAUUCAAUCAUUCAUUCAUUCAUUCAUUCAUUCAUUCAUUCAUUCAUUCAUUCAUUCAUUCAUUCAUUUCAUUCAUUCAUUCAUUCAUUCAUUCAUUCAUUCAUUCAUUCAUUCAUUCAUUCAUUCAUUCAUUCAUUCAUUCAUUCAUUCAUUCAUUCAUUCAUUCAUUUCAUUCAUUCAUUCAUUCAUUCAUUCAUUCAUUCAUUCAUUCAUUCAUUCAUUCAUUCAUUCAUUCAUUCAUUCAUUCAUUCAUUUCAUUCAUUCAUUCAUUCAUUCAUUUCAUUCAUUCAUUCAUUCAUUCAUUCAUUCAUUCAUUCAUUCAUUCAUUCAUUCAUUCAUUCAUUCAUUCAUUCAUUCAUUCAUUUCAUUCAUUCAUUCAUUCAUUCAUUCAUUCAUUCAUUCAUUCAUUCAUUCAUUCAUUCAUUCAUUCAUUCAUUCAUUCAUUCAUUCAUUCAUUCAUUCAUUCAUUCAUUCAUUCAUUCAUUCAUUCAUUCAUUCAUUCAUUCAUUCAUUCAUUCAUUCAUUCAUUCAUUCAUUCAUUCAUUCAUUCAUUCAUUCAUUCAUUCAUUCAUUCAUUCAUUCAUUCAUUCAUUCAUUUCAUUCAUUUCAUUCAUUUCAUUUUCAUUCAUUCAUUUCAUUCAUUCAUUCAUUCAUUCAUUCAUUCAUUCAUUCAUUUCAUUCAUUCAUUCAUUCAUUCAUUCAUUCAUUCAUUCAUUCAUUCAUUCAUUCAUUCAUUCAUUCAUUUCAUUCAUUCAUUCAUUCAUUUCAUUCAUUCAUUCAUUCAUUCAUUCAUUCAUUCAUUCAUUCAUUCAUUCAUUCAUUCAUUCAUUCAUUCAUUCAUUCAUUCAUUCAUUCAUUCAUUUCAUUCAUUCAUUCAUUCAUUCAUUCAUUCAUUCAUUCAUUCAUUCAUUUCAUUCAUUCAUUCAUUCAUUCAUUCAUUCAUUCAUUCAUUCAUUUCAUUCAUUCAUUCAUUCAUUCAUUCAUUCAUUCAUUCAUUCAUUCAUUCAUUCAUUCAUUCAUUCAUUCAUUCAUUCAUUCAUUCAUUCAUUCAUUCAUUCAUUCAUUCAUUCAUUCAUUCAUUCAUUCAUUCAUUCAUUCAUUCAUUCAUUCAUUCAUUCAUUCAUUCAUUCAUUCAUUCAUUCAUUCAUUCAUUCAUUCAUUCAUUCAUUCAUUUCAUUCAUUCAUUCAUUCAUUCAUUCAUUCAUUCAUUCAUUCAUUCAUUCAUUCAUUCAUUCAUUCAUUCAUUCAUUCAUUCAUUUCAUUUCAUUUCAUUUCAUUCAUUCAUUUCAUUUCAUUCAUUCAUUCAUUCAUUCAUUCAUUCAUUCAUUCAUUCAUUCAUUCAUUCAUUCAUUCAUUCAUUCAUUCAUUCAUUCAUUCAUUCAUUCAUUCAUUCAUUCAUUCAUUCAUUCAUUCAUUCAUUCAUUCAUUCAUUCAUUCAUUCAUUCAUUCAUUCAUUCAUUCAUUCAUUCAUUCAUUCAUUCAUUCAUUCAUUCAUUCAUUCAUUCAUUCAUUCAUUCAUUCAUUCAUUCAUUCAUUCAUUCAUUCAUUCAUUCAUUCAUUCAUUCAUUCAUUCAUUCAUUCAUUCAUUCAUUCAUUCAUUCAUUCAUUCAUUCAUUCAUUCAUUCAUUCAUUCAUUCAUUCAUUCAUUCAUUCAUUCAUUCAUUCAUUUAUUCAUUCAUUCAUUUCAUUCAUUCAUUCAUUUCAUUCAUUCAUUCAUUCAUUCAUUCAUUCAUUCAUUCAUUCAUUCAUUCAUUCAUUCAUUCAUUCAUUCAUUCAUUCAUUCAUUCAUUCAUUCAUUCAUUCAUUCAUUCAUUCAUUCAUUCAUUCAUUCAUUCAUUCAUUCAUUCAUUCAUUCAUUCAUUCAUUCAUUCAUUCCAUUCAUUCAUUCAUUCAUUCAUUCAUUCAUUUCAUUCAUUCAAUCAUUCAUUCAUUCAUUCCAUUCAUUCAUUCGUUCCUUUGUUUGUUCGUCCGUCCCUCCGUCCAUUCCUAAUCCUUUCCCAUUUCCUUUUUUUCCUUUAUUUUCAUCUCUCCAUGUUUAUUUUUCUCGUUAUCCGUUGUGGCGUUUGUUUCAUUAUAGGUUCAUCGUCUAAUCUCAAUGUGAAUUUGUUUUGCUUUAUUCCUGACCGAUCCAAAAAAAGCUAAGUACGAAUUAAUUUACGAACAAAGGAUGACUGCUAGUCUGUAACAGUUGGGAUUUUAUAGCUGCUGGCGAUGCGUGUCUUUUUCUUUCUUGACAGACACAAUAAAAGUGCGAGCUUGAUGGAAAAGCGAUUUCAAGAAAUGGAAAAGCGGUUUAUAAAACGGUACGUAUGCUGUUAGUGUAUUAAUCAAUUAUCCAUGGAAACCUUACAGUUUCUUGUUAAUCUUUGGUUAUACAUGUAAUAUAAUUUUGGGAUUUAACAAUGAAUUUAUCUUUCUGCAGACUCGACGCAUUGGUGCAAACACCGCACUCAAGUGACUCGUCACUAUUGUCCUACCUACUUGGUUUGUACACUAGUGUUAAAAAAGGAAUGGCCAAACUGACUAGCCAAUUGGUCGUAUAACAGAGCACAACCAAAAGCUGCCUAAAUUAAAAAAAAAACGAACGAAUGAACAAACUAACGAACCACAAAUUAAAGAGAAAACAAAAACAAACAAACAAACAAACAACGUGAAAAGAAGAUUCCCAGUUCUCUCGCAAUUAUAUUAUAUUAUAUUAUAUUAUAUUAUAUUAUAUUAUAUUAUAUUACUUUAAGAAGAUUUGGUUUCAUUUUUUUAAUGUUGGAUAUGGUGCAUUCGAAUUUUUAGACCAUCCAUUAAGCUCCUUUUAAUUGAUAAAAUGACGAAAUGUAACGCCUAAAUAUCUCUGGCUAUUGUUAUUUAAUUGGAUCAUACAUGUAGUAUCUCUUCAAUUUAUACGUGUUUCAGUGCGAGAUGGCCGCAAUUACGGAAAACAAUCAAUGGGGCCACCCGGACCCCCAGGGAAACCAGGAGUAAGAGGUAAGCAAGAUUUGUCUACUGCUUUAUGUUGGCGUUACCAGUUGUCUACUUUUUGUAAGGUAUAGGGCUGCCUCAUAGAAAAUAUCUAAAAGCUAACUUAACUAGGAGGGCAUUAAUAAAACUAAUAAUGGACUAUUUCAAUUAUAAAUGAGGUUGUUAAAUGGAGGUGCACAUUUUAAUACAGCUGUUAUUAGCUCUCUUAGUUAUAGUUCUGUCAGUAAGAAGGAAGCAAGGUGAGAAAGCUUACCUCAUCUCCACACGUACACUUCUAUCAUCAAAUUAGUCCGUGAUAAACUCAAGUUAAUGCCUAAUGUUUAACUUUUGUAAUGAGCCUCUCAGAUUUGUUGAUAUUGUUUUUCUUAAUCAAAAUGUAAAUUUUCAUUGAAGUAUUCCCAUAUGAUAGACAUGGUCAUAGGAACAAACAUGCAUUUUUGAUAAUGAUUAUCGUAAUUGUGUCCCUCUAGGUCCUAAAGGGGAUAAGGGAGCUCAAGGAGCUAAAGGCGAUAAAGGACAAGCUGCCAGUUCUGGGGUGAAGUACGUUCGCUGGGGAAAGACCACAUGCCCUAAUGGUGCUCAGAUUGUCUAUAAAGGUACAAAAAGGCGAUGACGUUAUCCUUUAUUUAAUUGAUGUAUUCAACAAAAGGAAAAUCAAAUUAACUAGGAAACAGGAACAAUUGAUGACAAUAUCUCUUCAUUUUCUUUAUUCUAGCAACGGAACCGAGAUAGCAUGUUCAAGGAUUUUAUGAAUCCCUCAUACUUCUAAUUAUAAUUUUUAAUUUUAAAGCUUAUAUAAUAUUUUGGUAGCCUUUUAGGACCAAAGGUACAUUGCCCAACAAAGCUAUUAAGUUCUACCCCAAGUCAAUGCGUUUUUCAGAACAUUAAGAGGAAGAUGGUUCGCAAUACGACACUGUUACUCAUAAGUUUGAACAUAUUAUUCUUCAUGACUGGAAUUUCUAAGUUCACAAGUCAUUCACUUAACUUCAUAAUGGAUGUUUUCAGAGUUUUUAGUUGAAUUGAGUUAACAGAUCCCUAACUUUUCUACUUGUUAGGUAUCAUGGGUGGAGAGCAUUACACUCACACUGGAGGUGGAGGGAACUACCUUUGCCUUCCAAAGACUCCAAAGUACGACAAGUACAAAAAUGGCCACCAGGGUGGCGGAUACGUAUACGGAGCUGAGUACGAACUCUCGUUUAACCCAUUCAAGAAAAGUCUUAACCAACACGAUCCACCUUGCGUUGUCUGCUUUGUCAAGUCACGUGGUUCGCUGCUGAUGAUUCCUGCAAGGAACGAUUGCCCCACUGGAUGGACCGAGGAGUAUCAUGGGUACCUGAUGACUGAACAUUAUACCCACAAGAAGCAACGUGAUUUCGUCUGCGUUGACAAAGACGCUGAGUCUGUCCCUGGCAGCCAGGCAAACAAGAAUAGUGCAUUACUCUACUUUGUGGAAGGAGUGUGUGGCAACCUACCAUGUAGUUCAUAUGUCAACGGUCGAGAGUUGACUUGUGCUGUGUGCACCAAGUGAAAGAAAUAAUUUUUUUUUCUACUGUGGGUUUCAAGGGGCAAAA
Porites lobata is the source of this 6793-nucleotide messenger RNA. The record is from the annotation of a GenBank genome assembly. NCBI's taxonomy places the organism in Eukaryota, Metazoa, Cnidaria, Anthozoa, Scleractinia, Poritidae.